Raphanus sativus (radish) is the source of this 1434-nucleotide messenger RNA. RefSeq lists its product as uncharacterized. The record is from RefSeq and is a predicted model, not a curated record. The transcript has 2 exons. Bases 211 to 1293 code for a protein of 360 amino acids. NCBI's taxonomy places the organism in Eukaryota, Viridiplantae, Streptophyta, Magnoliopsida, Brassicales, Brassicaceae.
GUUUGUGUAUCUAUAUAUUUUCUCAAGAGAGAAACAAUAUUCCCAGAACUUUCGGGUUGCGUGUCUUCGUUAUUUAUAAAUUGUUUUUCAACUUUACUCACAGGAGACAUUGAUUUUCAUAGUCCUUUUUUUUCUGUGUAUUGAUACUUUGAGAGAAAUUCGAAUGCUCUGUUUUGUUUUCUCCGGAAAGUUAUAUAAGAUCAGAGGAAGAUGAGAGGCGGCGCGAGUGGAAACAACGUUUUGGAGACUAUAAACGCAGCCGCUACUGCGUUCGCUUCCUCUGAUGAUCGUGUUCAUCACCAACCUUCCCCGAUUCAUCAGAAGAAGCGAAGAUGGUGGAAUCGUUUCAUAUGUUUCAGACCUUCAACACAGAGAAGAAAACGAAUCGGGAAAGCUGCUCUUGCUCCUGAACCGGUUCCUACCGAUUCCACAUCCAAUUCCGGUUAUCGUUCGGUUAUGACGGCUCUUCCUUUCAUAGCCCCACCUUCCUCUCCAGCUUCCUUCUUCCAAUCAGAACCUCCUUCCGCUACACAGUCACCUGUAGGGAUCCUCUCCUUUAGUCCUCUACCUUCUAACAGCCACAACAACAACAACAACAGCGAAGAACGUCCUUCGAUCUUCGCCAUCGGACCUUACGCUCACGAACCUCAGCUGGUUUCUCCUCCGGUUUUCUCUACUUACACAACCGAACCGUCUUCAGCUCCGGUCACGCCGCCUCUCGACGAGUCUUUCUACUUAACCACCACCACACCGUCUUCGCCUGAAGUCCCUUUCGCUCAGCUCUUUAACUCCAGCAGUAACUACGGUGUCAGGUCUCCGGUGUCUAACUACGAGUUUCAGUUUUACCAACUUCCUCCCGGUAGUCCACUCGCUCAGCUUAUCUCCCCCAGCUCGGUUAUGUCCGGUUCUGGUGCGACUUCUCCGUUUCCUGACGGACUCGCUCAGUUUCAAGUCUCUGAUCCACCAAAGCUGCUGAGCCCUGGUAAACUGCGUUGCUCCAAGUCUGUUACAACUCCUAAAGAGCAGAACAAGAUUGUGAGACCGAACAAACCGGUUUCGUUCGAUCUUGAUGCGGAUCAUUUCAUUAGAUGCGUUGAUAAGAAGCUGAGAACAACGUUCCCUGAAGCGUCUGAUCAAGAAGCAGCUCAACAUUCCUCCUCCGGAUCCAAUAAAGAAUUCGAUUUCGGCACCACCGAUGAGAUACAUUUGACCGGUGAUGAUGAGCAUAGAGAUUCGACCAAGAACAGCAGCGAUUGGUCCUUCCCUGUGAUGCAAUCAGGCACACUUAGCUAACUUUCAAGGCUUCUCCUUAAGAUCUAGUAGUUAUAUAGAAUCUGAAUUUAGAAUCCCAAAUUAUGUUCAGGAUCUUAGAGAUAGUUUAUUGUCUCUCUUUAUUGGUUUUGUAAUAAAUAUUUGACGUUGUCAGUUGUUGUA